AAAAAUAGUCAUAUCAAUAGUUAAAGUUGUUCAAUAAUUUUCAUCAUAUACAUCUUUACUUUGUGAUAUAUAUUAGUUUUGACUCAUAUUACUAUAUUGCUACUUUAUGAUUUACUAUCUACUACUUAUUCGAUUAUUAUCCACUUUCUAGUCCCUUUUUUAUUCGCUUUUUCUUUUCUUAUUUCAAUUGAAAUUGAAUAAUCUAAUAAAACCAUUAAUAGGUCUAAUAUAAAUUAAACCCAUUUCUCCACUUUUCUUUUUUGCCCAAAUCAUAUAUAGUGUUUGAUCAAAUAAUACCACUUUUACAAUAUUUCAUUUCACAAAGUAUCAUUACUAUUUACAUUAUUUACUGUUCUUACUGUUCUUGCUAUCCUUGCAACUGGUAUCACCAUCACCAUCACUACUAUUCAUAAUUUUUUAUUCAUAAUUCCUUAUUCUUAAAAUGACUUUUAAUCUUUUAAAAUUUCCUCCCUCAAUAAUUCAACAAAUACUAAAUAACUUUGUAACCCACAAAGAUAUCCUAUUAAUUUUUUCCCUAUCUGACUACCAGGUAGUUUCCUUUUACUCUAAUUUUUUAUUAUUCAGUAAAAUUUGCAUUGAUUUUAACAACAGCAAUAAUAGUAAUCAGAAAAAUAGUGUUAAAAUCAUCGAUAACUUCAAAAUCACUUUAAACGAUUUCUCUACUUUAAAAAGCUACAUUUAUGCUUUUACCAGGCAAAUCAAGUUACAAAUCAACUUUAGAGAUUUCAAAAAUUUAAUCAAGUUGAAUAAUCUAGACAACAUAAAUACUCUAAAUGAUGUAAAUGACUUCUUUCAAGUUUUAAAUUAUCAGAAAAAUUUAAAUCUAAGUGCAAAUGUUAACAUUAAUAUAAAUUUGUCCCUUGAAAAUUUAAAUCUCACAAAUUUAAGUGAACUACAUCAUCUAAUAAGCUACUACAACAAUAAAUUUAACGUAUCAAUCAACAAAAAUAUCAAAAAUCUCAACUUAUCAAGAAACAAUAUCAAUUCAAUCGAAAAGAUCUCUUGUUUCAAAAAUCUAAAAACAUUGAAUCUUUCGAAUAAUUUUAAACUAAAUUCAAAUAAUGUUUAUUUCAAUUUAAAAUCUUUGCAAAGUUUAGUUCAUUUGAAAAAACUAAUCAUAAAAGGUUACAACCAGAUAUCCAAAAUCGAACAUCUAAAUAACUUAACUCAGCUUCAAGUACUAGUUAUAAGAUGCUCAAAUAUAUCUCAAAUAGAAAACUUAAAUGACUGCAAAAACUUGAAAAUCCUAGAUUUAUCCUUCAAUCUAAACAUCAAAAAAAUCGAGAAUAUUCAAAACUUAAAAAAAUUAAAAAAACUCAUACUAUAUCGUUGCAAUUUAAAUAAAAUUGAAAACUUGGAUUCUAACCAAAACUUGCAAUACUUGGAUUUAGGUGGCAACAAUAUUUCAAAGGUGGAAAACAUUAGUCAUUUGAAAAAUCUAAGGGUUUUGUAUCUCGAUAAAAAUCACAUUUCAAAUCACAACAGCUCUGAUACUUAUAAAGAUAUCAGCAUCAGCAGCGGAAAUAGCUGCUCUUUGAUAUCCAGUUGGGAUAGCUUAAAAAACUUGAAGCAGCUAUCUCUUGGUGGAAACUAUUUAUUCUCUAGAAAAUUUUAUGGAAAGUUGCCGAAAUUCAUCCAUGAUGCUGAAUUCAUCAUAGAGAAGAAAAACAUCUUACGAUUGUAAUUUUUUAGUUCAUCUAUUGCAUUUCCAUAUAUAUACACAUUUCCUUUUACACAUCUUCAUUUACGCAUCUUUAUUUACACAUCUUCAUUUCUAUAGCAAAGUCAUUAAUUUCCAACAAACCUACCCACUUCCAAAUCGAGUAAAAUAUG
Molecule: messenger RNA, 1854 nt
Organism: Ascoidea rubescens DSM 1968
Lineage: Eukaryota; Fungi; Ascomycota; Saccharomycetes; Ascoideales; Ascoideaceae
Product: L domain-like protein
Exons: 1
Coding region: 443-1705 (420 amino acids)
Molecular function (GO): protein binding
Source: RefSeq, a predicted model, not a curated record